AUGGAAGCUCUUGGCCAUAGCGUGGACUCCAACGUUCUCUGGCGAACCACAACCUUGAGGAAAAACGAGAUUGAAGUCUACUACCACGCCACUGGAAAGUGCUAUACGACCCAGACGAAAACAGAAGUUGCCACAGGUGUCAAUAAAAUUCUACAUCAAAUUUCAAACAAUGAUUACUAUGCGUCUUGCUGGGGCGCUGCGCUUUGGUCACGGCCCGUGGCAUGGACAUCUCAAGCUUCUUGGAUUGUGGUCCAAUGGAGAUGUUAG
Molecule: messenger RNA, 267 nt
Organism: Penicillium subrubescens
Lineage: Eukaryota; Fungi; Ascomycota; Eurotiomycetes; Eurotiales; Aspergillaceae
Exons: 1
Coding region: 1-267 (88 amino acids)
Source: RefSeq, a predicted model, not a curated record